Molecule: messenger RNA, 546 nt
Organism: Huiozyma naganishii CBS 8797
Lineage: Eukaryota; Fungi; Ascomycota; Saccharomycetes; Saccharomycetales; Saccharomycetaceae
Exons: 1
Coding region: 1-546 (181 amino acids)
Source: RefSeq, a predicted model, not a curated record
AUGAUCAACCUUAUAACCAGAAAUAUGGAACGCGUUGUUUUUCCGAUUCACUUCGGAGAAGUCGAAACAAAGGAGAAGCAGGAGCUAACAGAAACCUUGCUUUCGUUGAUAAAAAAAUUCUUUCUAUCAAAAUUGCUCACCUCCUGUUGCACUGAUAAUGCUGCUUCCGUGAUAGGAGCAACAGAUUCGUUGAAAGGAGACGAGCAAUUUCCUUUUUUCAACUCUCACAACGGUUGUGCCGUACCCCAAAUUCAACUGUUUGUGAGAGCUUUAAUCGAUGAUAUUAUCGAGAACCUGCAAACAGAUACAGAAAAUACAGGUUCAGAAAAUGAUGAAGAGGAUCUUGAAUUGUUUCCUAAUAUCUGCCCAGUGGAUAUUGUCCAGCGUCUAAUGGCACUGACCAAGAAAUUGAGAAAAUGUUUCAUUUUUAAGAAAAGUUUCAAGGACUGUGUGGAGACACUACCGCCGUCAUAUUGUAACACUAGGUGGAACUUGACUUUUGUGAAGCCCACGUUUCAACUGCUAAAAUUAUCUAUAAAGGUUUGA